Messenger RNA from Saccostrea cuccullata (small rock oyster), 1892 nucleotides. Its product is annotated as porphobilinogen deaminase-like. Gene Ontology annotation, biological process: heme biosynthetic process. The record is from RefSeq and is a predicted model, not a curated record. Gene Ontology annotation, molecular function: hydroxymethylbilane synthase activity. Bases 117 to 1277 code for a protein of 386 amino acids. Gene Ontology annotation, cellular component: cytoplasm. The transcript has 11 exons. Lineage: Eukaryota; Metazoa; Mollusca; Bivalvia; Ostreida; Ostreidae.
AAAUACGUUUGGCACUCCUCGGAGUUGUACAGUAAAGCAGGAAGUUUUUGAUGUUCUGACACGUGUGUUUCAAAACAGAGGGUUUAUUUUACAAUUUCAUUAUUUUUUAUAGGAAAAUGGAGGCUAAAAACAUCGUCAAAGUUGGUUCUCGUAAAAGUCAGCUUGCUCUGAUACAGACAAACAGUAUUAUUAACCACCUGAAGAAACUCAAUCCACACCUCACAUUUGAGAUAAUUUCUAUGCAGACCACAGGGGAUAAAGUUUUGGAUGCCGCUUUAUCUAAGAUCGGAGAGAAGAACCUGUUCACAAGAGAAUUGGAGGUGGCUUUGGAGAAGAAAGAAGUGGAUUUUGUAGUUCACUCCCUAAAGGAUCUGCCCACAUUAUUACCAGAGGGCCUCCUUAUAGGAUGUGUCUACAAGAGAGACAGCCCUUUUGAUGCAGUGGUAAUGCAUCCAUCUAAUGCUGGCAAGAAGCUGGAAGACCUCCCAGCGGGAAGUGUAAUUGGAACAAGUUCUCUACGAAGAGCUGCACAGUUGUCCAGAAAGUUUCCAGACUUUCAAUUUGAAAAUAUCAGAGGAAACCUGAACACUCGCUUCAGGAAGUUGGACGAGGAUAAUAAAUAUUCCGCCAUCAUUCUGGCAGAGGCUGGACUUCACAGAAUGGGCUGGCAGGAUAGAAUCUCUCAGGUGCUUGACAAGGACACCUGUAUGUAUGCUGUUUCCCAAGGUGCCAUGGCUGUAGAGUGUAGAGCUAAUGACCCCUUCACUCUGGGUCUCCUCUCCCAAAUCCAUGACCCAGAGACUGUGAUCCAGUGUGUGGCUGAAAGAGCAUUCCUUAAAAAACUGGAGGGAGGCUGCAGUGUUCCAGUGUCAGCCUACACUGAAGUCAAAGAUGGAAAGUUAUCUCUGACUGGUGGGGUAUUCAGUAUUGAUGGUACCCAAGGCAGGAUAGAGUCUGUGUGUAAAGACCUCCCAAAGUCCAUUGAAGAAAAAGAAAAGAUCAACAUCUCUCCAAAUGGACCUAGGCAAUUUGCAGGCAUUGUUGGAAAUGAGAAAGUUUCUAUAGAAACAUUAGAAGUUGCCCAAGAAGUAGGGGAGGAGAUUGCAGAGCUCAUGUUGAAUUCAGAGGCCAAAGACAUUCUCGCCAAUGCUAAGGCAGAAACAAAGGCUGCCAUCAUCGCAGAGAAACAAAGAAAAGAAGCAGAGAAAAAGAAGAACGAGGCAGAAAAGAUUCAAACUAAUGGACAUGCAAAUCUAGUAACAGCUAAUGGGCAUUAAAAUCUGGUUCUAUGUCAUGUUUUACUGGGAAUGCAUACUACCCUUAGGGUACAUUCUGAAAAGAAUGUUAUCAACUUGAAUGUCAAUUAAUGGCUAAGUCUUAUAGCUUUUAAGCUCAAGUCUUUAUAAAGAAUUGAUUGUAAUAAAAAAUGCUGAACAGUGUUAGCCAUAAAUUGUCGGGAUUUAUUUGCAGUUUUCUCCACUUUGAGAUCCUGCAAAAGUUCUUGAAAAUAUAUUAUUAAGAUUUAAGAUUAAAUAUCCAUAUUUUUAUUUGUAGUGUUUACAAUUGACAUUUUUUUUUUGUUUUUGAAAGGUUAAGAGAGAGAGAGAGAGAUUUUUUUCUUUGACGUAAGUUAGACCAUAGUAAUUAGGAAUAUAGGCUAUAUUUAUCUGUAUACAAGCAAAAUUGACAGAGAAUGUUGUUAUGUUUUAAAAAGUUUUAUUUAUUAUGAUGUGCUGUAGAAUAAAUAAGAAUGACGUGAAAGGGAGAAAACAAAGUUAUCUUUUUGCUGAAAAAUAAUUUUUAUUAGGAGUUAUCUUUUUCCCUUUAAUGUACUGUAUAGAAUUAAAUGUAUAAUUUUUUAUUUUGGAUAUCUUCUCAAAACUCCAUAUUUG